Stylonychia lemnae is the source of this 1290-nucleotide messenger RNA. The record is from the annotation of a GenBank genome assembly. Lineage: Eukaryota; Ciliophora; Spirotrichea; Sporadotrichida; Oxytrichidae.
AUGGAUGUUCAAGAUAAAGAGGUAUAUCUAGAUAAACGAGACAAGAUCAUUUCUAAGGUUGAAAAGUCAAAUAAGGAUAUACAGUUUUUAAUUGAUAAACUACAAGCAGCAAUUAUUCAAUACGAAGAUAUAUGCCUGCACUUAGAGUAAGAAGAAAUGAAGGAACAGUUAGCACCUAUGUAUCAGGAGGUUAAUGAGUUAAACUAUGAUCUCUCUUAGAAUUACUAGGAGAUCAAGGAACUUAAAAAAGAAAUUAUCUCGAUGAAGCAGUUCUUAGAUAGUACAAUGAAAGACGAAAAAAUUACGAUCCUCUAAGAUAAGAUCAUGGAUGUACUUAAUGACGUUAAAUAACUAAGAAAACAGAUCAGAAUCUUAAAUGAGAAUAACUACAUCCAUAAUGCUGAAAUAAGUAAAAUAGAGCUAGAUUUAUAGCAAAGGGAAAAAGAUCAUGAGGAGAUACAAAGGCAUUCGAAAUUCGUAGGAAAGCUUAUUAAGACUUAGAAAUUAAAGGAGAGUCUGAUCAAACUGAAGUAAAACUCUCCAGAGAGAGUAGAAGUUGAGUAUGAAACUCCCAAUAAAUUAACUCAAAAAAGGCAAUAAGUAAAUUAAUACUCUGUUAUUUAAAUUUAGCACCAUGAAACUUUAGAAAAGCUUUAAUAAAUCCUGGAAAAGAAAAAAUUCAUGAAGUAGGCAUCAGCUGAACAUCAAAUUGGCUAUCUUGAGAAGAUCUAUCAAAGAUACGAAGAUCACAAUGAUGUGCUCGAAAAGAUCAUAGCCUCUAAAGCUAAAGAAAAUUUAGAACUGCAACAGAAGCUUGAAGAACUUAGAAAAUUGUUGCCUGAGAAUCAAUUAGCAUAACUAGAACCUUAUAUGAAUCAGAGACUACCCAGAGUAGCAUCUCUGAUACAAAUUUCUCAUUCUCCCCAAAUGAUGAAAUCUUUGAUUGACUCAAAACUUAACAGAGUCAACAAUUAGAUUCAUCAAGUGAGAAUACCUUCUAAAUAAAGAUAUCUAAUUGAUGUUGAUUUCUAGCCUAUUGAGAGACACUAGUAAGAUAUGUUCAAGAGUUUGCAGCCAAAGAGUUUAAAGGCCUCAUCUAGUGUCAAAUAAAUAACUAAACCAAGGCAAUCACUUCAAUUGAAAUAGUAGAAUCAGAGAUAGCCAAAUCAUUAGACUAUAAAUGAAACUGGCCCUAUGAAAUAUGAAGAAUUCCUAGAAGACCUAGACAGAGUAGAAUAGUCAGAUUAGUGGAGAUCAGAUAAUUAAUAAUUUGAUGAGUAUUAAGUUUGA